GUGGUGGAGAACUCCCCAGAGCAAUGGCCAAGCUGCUGCCAUUAUCCUGACAUUUCCUUAGUUUAUUAAGUCGAAUUGGUCCACGCGUCAGGGACCAUCCUUUUCUGGCCUAGGUGUCGAGCUACUCAAAUGGCAAUUGAACUCUCCCGCAUUUUCUAAAUUACGCCUGCGCCCACUCCAAAUAGCAGAUGCAGGUACAUAAGUUUAGUCUAGACCACAGUUCGGACCAGCCCUACAGUACUUGUUAACCUCACAUCAUUCCCGCAACCGGUCACUGUGUCUCAAUCUCAACUCUCACCUCCCUCAGUUCCUCUCCUCGCUCCUCUCCCGUGGUCAAUCUCGAAUACAUCAUCCAACAACAUGUUUACAAAAUUUCUAUUCUUCUGCCUCUCAUUGGCGCUCCUCGUCUUUCCAGUUGCGCUUGCAAACGAACACGCCAAAUGCUACUGUGUUAUCAACGACGUAUCUCAUAAGUGUCUCACGGAAAAGGCUUGUGAUGUUUACCGGACGUCGCAAAAGAUCUUCGAGAAUGACAACCCGCAAAACGUUAACACCACAAUGCUGUGGCACGUUUGCGCAACUAUUGCUCCUAAGGAUGGCGGCCGGACACGGUACGUCUCUGGAUUUGGCGGCAACGAGUUCAAGGACUCUUGCAUCCAGGCUCAGAACUCCGGUGUAUGUGCCGACGCCAGUGGUACUAUUGGCUCAAAGUGCGAUUAAUUUUGGAUUUCAUCAUGAUACCAAGUAAGAAGGAGCUGGGUAAGCACGGAG
Molecule: messenger RNA, 771 nt
Organism: Colletotrichum scovillei
Lineage: Eukaryota; Fungi; Ascomycota; Sordariomycetes; Glomerellales; Glomerellaceae
Exons: 3
Coding region: 361-720 (119 amino acids)
Source: RefSeq, a predicted model, not a curated record